UCGAAAGAUAUCUGAUCACUCGACUUUUGUUCCAUUGUGCUGAGUUUUGACAAUGGCUUCCGUUCUCAACGGUCUCGAAGACAGAUACAAGGGCGUCACGAUUGAUACCGAGUUUGCUGCAGAGCUCGCCAACAACGCAGAUCAGGCGCGCUUCAAGACACUCCUCACAGACUCGCUGACCGCGUGGAGACGGGAAGGCAAGCGUGGAAUUUGGCUUCGCAUUGCGCUCAAGGACGCGCAUUACAUUCCCAUCGCCGCCGAAGAGGGCUUUGUCUUUCAUCAUGCCGAGCCGCUGCAUGUCAUGAUGACGCGCUGGUUGCCCGAAGACGAGCCAUCCCAGCUGCCCACCUACGCGACCCACUAUGUUGGUGUCGGCGGGUUUGUGCUCAACGACCAAAACGAAUUGCUGGUUGUGUCAGAGCGAUACGGUGACAAACCAAUGUGGAAGCUCCCAGGCGGUCAUGCCAACCGAGGCGAAGAUCUCGGCCAAGCCGCCAUUCGAGAAGUGUUUGAGGAAACUGGCAUUGAAUCCGAAUUCAUCUCGCUGACGGCAUUCCGACACCAACACAAGUACUUGUUCGAGACAUCUGACUUGUACUUUGUGUGCCGUCUCAAGGCCCUGAGUUUGGAAAUCAAGCAUGAUCCCCGAGAGAUUUCUGCGUGUCGAUGGCUUCCCCUCGACCAGUACAUUGCCGAUCCUUCCGUCUCAUACACAAACAAACACAUUGCCACGUGCAUCAAGCUCGGACUGGAAAAGAGCGACACAACCUGGGAAAUGACGGCGGCCGCUGUGCCUUCCUUCAACCGCAAGGCGACCAACCUGCUGUAUUGCACCAAGAAUGCAGACGCCAGCCAAAUCUUGUGUCCGGAACCUGUUGAAGGCGAUGAAAGCCAAGCCAAUGCGGCUGCUGCUGCGGCUGCUGGUGCUGACAACAAGACUGCCCCCGAGUGGCGACGCGAGCGUCGGCGGUCGUUGCGCAUCAACAUGCAGAUGCAAGCCGAGCGUUUGGCCAAGUCCAGCAAGCGAGGCGACGACGACGACAUUCGCUCUCCGGAGGUCGCGCAAGAUGGCAACACGAGUAAACCGGACAUUUACAGCGAUCCGGCCAUCAUCGCGGCGCUCGCGAUUGCCGAGGCCGAGGAGAAGGGCCGAAAGUCGCCGCUCCCUGCGCCUGCUCCAUUGUCGUCCAACUCGUCGCUCGAUGGUCUGCCCACGUCCGUGAGUCCCGUGUCGGCGUUUGCGCACGUGCAGCACGCUUCGAAUCUCACGCGCUCGCGCAGCCGCGCCUCAAGUCGCGCCAAUGCGAAGGAGCUGGUCAUUGAUCCGGCCAGGCCCACUUCGUUUGUUGUUAUUGUUGGCGGUACCGGUGACGGCAAUGCGUCGCCCCGUCAACGCUACUCUGUGCACGAAAACCUGCAGCAGUCUCAGCAAUUGUCGAGCGCUGGUAGCUCGACUGCGUCGCUGGAUGCGUGCACUUUGCCGACCAUUUCCGGCGAGUAACCACGAGUUUUGAGUUUGAUGAUGUCUGUUUGUUUUUAUGGUGUUUUUAUUUGCUUUUGCUGCUGCUUGGUCCCCUUGCGUUUGGUUGCGUGACCAGGAUGAAUUUUUUUUUUCGUGGCCAUGGCGCAUUGUCAUUGCAGAGUGUCUGUGAUGCAUUUCGUGCCUUUCUCUUUGGCUCCUUUUAGCGCCCGUUGAAAUCUACAAUGAGCGUGUCGUAACUGUAAAAUACAAGUUCUUCA
Molecule: messenger RNA, 1740 nt
Organism: Capsaspora owczarzaki ATCC 30864
Lineage: Eukaryota; Filasterea; Ministeriida; Capsasporidae
Product: NUDIX domain-containing protein
Exons: 6
Coding region: 53-1501 (482 amino acids)
Molecular function (GO): ADP-ribose diphosphatase activity; NAD binding; NADH pyrophosphatase activity
Source: RefSeq, a predicted model, not a curated record